Molecule: messenger RNA, 3002 nt
Organism: Salarias fasciatus (jewelled blenny)
Lineage: Eukaryota; Metazoa; Chordata; Actinopteri; Blenniiformes; Blenniidae
Product: claudin domain-containing protein 1-like
Exons: 4
Coding region: 564-1322 (252 amino acids)
Cellular component (GO): membrane
Source: RefSeq, a predicted model, not a curated record
CGCCACACUAACACACACACUUACGCUGUGGGCUCUUUAAAGUUUUUUCCUCCAGAAUUUUUUUUCUUUUUUCCUGGGACGCUCCGCGGAACCGGAAGAGGAAAACGGGGGAUUAGAGUGUUUACAUCCUGGCUGCAGCCGCUGCAAGACACGCGCGCGCAUGCAAUCUUUAUUUUUAUUUAAUUAUUAUCAUAUUUAGUGAGUUUUGCAGGUCGUGUCUCGUGCUUUGCGGAAGAGGAGCCGCCUGUCUUGUUUUCGUGCGUGAUUUCCGUCGCGGCGUCGGAGCAGCCACCGUCUGUGGAAGUGGGACACGGGAACAGAUGGCGCGUGCCGGCCGCGCGCGGUGACGACCGAUCUAUAAAUAAUAGGAAGAAGAAAACACCGCCGGAGGAAGAGGAGGAGGAAGGUUUGCGGGUUUUCGGUGUCUCUUUCUGGGGAAUGUCGCUGUGACCGUUAGACGGAAGGAGGCAGCGGCAGCAGCGGCGCGCUUCGCCCCGGAUUGAUGCGCGCGGGAGCGGCAUCAACUUAAUCCCCCCCUCCGCCGCUCCCCUCCCCCGGGAACAAUGGUCGACAACCGCUACGCCACCGCGCUGGUCAUCGCGUGCGUGCUGAGCGUGCUGGCCACCGUGUACCUGUCCGUGGCCGUGGGCACGCAGCACUGGUACCAGUACACGAGCCCGACCGUGCGCGGCGAGGCCAACGCGUCGGAGCUGCGCGCGCUGUACGAGGAGUUCAUGGACGGGGAGUUCGACGAGAAGACUUACAGCGACACGCUGUUCCGCCUCAACGGCACCGUGGGCCUCUGGUGGCGCUGCGUGCUCGUGCCCGGCGGCGCCGGCUGGUACAAGGAGCCAGGCCUGAAGCUGGUGCUGGAGUGCCGCAGCUUCACUCUGCCUCAGCAGUUCACCCCCAAGUACAAAGAGCCGGGGAACCACAACAGCGGGGAGGACAUGCUGCGAACCUAUCUGUGGCGGUGCCAGUUCCUGCUGCCGCUGGCGUCCCUGGGCCUGGUGGUGCUGGCGGCGCUCACCGGCUGCUGCGCCUGCCUCUGCCGAAGCCUCACGCCCACGCUGGGGAUCGGAGUGCUCCACCUGCUGGCCGGUCUGUGCACGCUGGCCACCGUGUGCUGCUACCUGGCCGGGAUGGACCUGCUGCACCGGGUGUCCAUGCUUCCCGAGCGGGUGGACGGCUCGCUGGGCUGGUCGCUGUACCUCGCCCUCAUCUCCUCUCCCCUGCACAUGAUGGCCGCCGCGCUGCUGGUGUGGGCGGCGCGCAGCCACAGCCAGAACUACUACCGCAUGACGGCCUACCGGGUGGCGUAGAACCCCCAACCCCUCCUCCACCCCCACCUCCGCGGCGGCAGCGGCGUUUCCCUGACGAUGUGGGUUAAUCCGCUGUGGGAUGGAUUACCGUGCACGGCGACCACCCCGGUCCGCUGCAUUAAGAGAUUUGAUUUCCAUCCCCCGCCGCCGCCCCCCGGAGGUCGCACGAUUGGUUUGAAAAGGUCAACCAGGAAAACGGUCGUCAUGCGACACGCGUCCCAGUUUGAGAUUAACAUUAAAAAGUAACAGCGUUUAUGUUUUUGGGAUUUUUUUUACCGAAUUAAAUUCAACUGGAGCUGAAAAUACCUUGAAAUAAGGCGGUGUGAGUGUAGUUUAGAUAUUUGAACAGAAAUGUACAUUUUCAAGGUUCAAGGGGAAACAUUUCAAUACGUUUUCAACUGUUUUCAACUGCAUGUUUUUUCCUCAUUUUUACAAUCUCUUUUCCAAAUUCAAGUUAGUUUAGUGUUUUUUCCUGCUUUUCUGUUUUUUUUUCUACAUUUCUUAUAGUUCAUCUACAUUUCCCAUUUUAGUUGUUUUUUUAGGGCUGUCAGAGUUAACCGCAUUAAACAUGAUUAAUUAAUGUAGAGAUGAGUAAAGAUAAUUUUUUUUAAAUAGCGAUUAAUCACAUAAUUAGGCGUUUCAGUCUGAAAACUAUUUUUUACAUACAUUGUAUGACUUUGGUCUGCAUGGCGCUUUAUUUUGAAAGGAAAUCCAACAAGGUCAAGAAAAAAAAUCUUCCUGCGUUUGAUUCUCAAUCAUGACGAAUUACCAUUUAAAAAAUGCAACUCAAAAUAAUGUAAUUAAUGUGAUUAAUAGUGAUUUAAAAAAGUGAAUCUUUUGACAGCCCUGGGUUUUUUUUUUCUUUUUUCUUUUUUCAAGCCUUUCUAAAAUCCUUUUCAACCCAGAGUCUGGAGUCUUUCUGAAAGUGACCCUGGUCUGAACCCUCAGUGCUAAAAGGUGCUGAAGCAUCGGCCUCUCCCACCUUUCCCUCUGCAUGGGCGACCUCUGCUGGUUGAACUUUUCAAGCCCUCUCGCCACAUGUAGUCCGUUCCCUUUAAACACAGGAGUGUUGCACACGCCUCUCUUUUUUUCAGCUUAUUGAUCUUAUUUAUUUAUUUAUUUAUUCAUGGACUGGUCUGGAACAGGUGUGCUUCUUUCUGAUUUAUUUACGCAGCUUCUUGUUUUGUUCGGUGAUCUUUUACACGUUUUUUUGACUCGGGUUUUGUAGAGGAAGUUGAAUUGCCGUAGUUGUUAAGUUGCCCUCUGUGGAUUUGGUUGAUAUUUUAUUCGCCCCUGGGUUCUGUUAGCUGUUUUCUGUUGUCGUUAUGUGGAAAAAUGAACGGACAGGUCAGGAUUAUGGCGUUCUGAAUGUACUCUAAAGGCCAUAUUAUGAUACGCUACAGUAUUCCUUUGCACUUAAAUUCAUUUUCAACAUAUCCUAAAUAUUGCUGUAGUUGUGAAUUUCUAUUUUUUUGACAGUGUAAAUAUAUGAAAGCACUAUUACCAGUAAAUGUCUUCACAAAUAUACAGAGAAACCACUCGGAAAGUUUGACCACGGUUUCCAGAUGGAUCCGAUUGUAUUUCAUUGAAGUGUUGUCCGUCCUCCAGAGUUGUGCGUUUUGGUUGUGUGUGUGUGUGUGUAUGUGUGUGUUUGUGUGUGAGAGAGAGUUACAUGCUGUC